Messenger RNA from Brenthis ino (lesser marbled fritillary), 306 nucleotides. The record is from the annotation of a GenBank genome assembly. Lineage: Eukaryota; Metazoa; Arthropoda; Insecta; Lepidoptera; Nymphalidae.
AUGAGGGGAGGCGACAUGAUAGGGGUUGGACUGCGGCGGGUCACAGUGCAGCAGUUAGAUGAGAGAGUUACGGACAGCGGACACUCGGACACGUACCACCGCCGCCUACAGCUAGGGCGCUACGGAUUUGGGCUGUACCUUCAUUGCAACACACGGCACUCGGCACGCUCGCACUCUCGGGGUGCCCUCGGGGCGCCUGGCUCGGGACUGGCGCGGCGGCCGGCGCAUCGACCCGCCACGGCCUGCGCGCGCACCUCGUUAUGUAAUACACCUCUCAUCUCAUUCAUUCCCAUCGAUUGCAUAUUA